Molecule: messenger RNA, 1347 nt
Organism: Aspergillus ibericus CBS 121593
Lineage: Eukaryota; Fungi; Ascomycota; Eurotiomycetes; Eurotiales; Aspergillaceae
Gene: rrp36
Product: putative pre-rRNA processing protein
Exons: 2
Coding region: 48-1133 (361 amino acids)
Biological process (GO): maturation of SSU-rRNA from tricistronic rRNA transcript (SSU-rRNA, 5.8S rRNA, LSU-rRNA)
Cellular component (GO): nucleolus; 90S preribosome
Source: RefSeq, a predicted model, not a curated record
UCCAGACAGACCCUGGUUGUCUGCUCAUCUCUCCUCACAAUCGAAAGAUGGCUAUCUCAGACCUGUUGAAUCGGCGUGUGCGAGCCGUGGCUGAGGAUGACGAGGAGAUCUACUCGGACCAGUCUGGGUCAGACGUGGCGAGCGACGAUCUACGUUCAGCCGAGUCGGGCUCGGAAGAUGCCAGUGAUGGUUCACUAGACGAAGAGGAUGAUGAUAUGUCCCAGAAUGGCGAGAAUGAUACAGAUGAAGAUGACGAGGACGACCAAGACAGCCAAGACGACGACGAUGACGACGCCCCUCAGGAUGAUGUUCAGGCUUCACUAAGCAGCAUCUCGUUCGGUGCGUUAGCCAAAGCGCAAGCCUCUCUGGGACCCAAGGCGAAACGGUCAUCCAAAUCCACCAAACCAGCAGAAGACCCCUCAGCCUCUUCCCCCUUGGACGAUAUCCGAGCUCGGAUUCGGGAGGCACGCGAACAGAAACGAGAAGGGCUGUCGAAAUCUAAAGACUCAGAGAGGCCCUCUCGUUCCUCCAAACAUGCCCCCGCCGUACAAUCCUCCAAGUAUGCUGUCUCGCGCAAGCGGACAGUCAUCGAGCCGCCAAGUGCGCCCAAAUCACGAGAUCCACGGUUUGACCCGACUGUGCUGAGCCAUGGCGGUCGCAGGAACCCUCAGGGGUCGAGCAAUGCAUACGCUUUCCUGGAUGAGUAUCGCGCCGAUGAACUGAAGCAGUUGAAGGAACAAUAUGCCAAGACGAAGAAUCCAGAGCAGAAAGAAGCUCUGAAAGGUGCCAUCCGAUCGGCCCAAGAUCGUCUUCGUACGAUGGAGAACAGAAAGCGAGAGCGGGAGAUCUUAGCGGAGCAUAAGAAGAAGGAGAAGCAACUCAUCCGUGAAGGCAAGAAGAGCAACCCAUACUAUCUGAAGAAGUCGGAUCUCAAGAAGCAGGUGCUGCUCAAGAAGUACGAGGGUAUGAAUUCCCGGGACCGCACCAAGGCACUGGAGAGAAAACGAAAGAAGACCGCGGCCAAGGAACGGAAAGAGAUGCCAAUGGAGCGCAGAGGCUUGAGCAACGACGAUGGGCCAAGGAGCGGUGGAGGCGGCGGCGGCGGCGACUGGAAACGUCGUCGAGUGGCAUAGAAUGCCAUGACCGCGUUGUCUGUCUGGCCUUGGUGAGGUUGAUCAUGUUAUUGUACAUAGAGUUUGCGUCUUCACCCCGCUUCGUCUUCUUCUUACACAGUCCCCUGGGACCCAAUUUUUACGAUGACUGGCCAAGAGUCGGUUGACAAACACGGUAUUACUUAUCAUUAUCCAGUUCCGAUUCAACCCUCCGAAGCGUAUGUGUGCCUAACCC